GCUGUUUCCUAUCUCCCAAAAUCACCAAAGCGCUAACUACUUGUAUUCUUUCAAUACUUUUAGAUUGACUACAGCGCACCAUGCAUCUUCACGAGAGAAUUAAACAUGACCUUCUGACCAAAGGUCGUGGUGAAUACACCCUUACGGUCGACCAAUUUGAUUACGACUCCUUUGACCAGCUAUUCGAGGAAAUGAGGCCUCGCCAUUGCUACAAUUCUUUCACUCAAACUCUUGACGUCGAUAUGCCAUUGUGGAUACAUGGGCUUUGCAAUGAUUGGUUCAAAGCUUGGCUGACUCAAAUGGUGGUGGAAGGAUACGUCGCCCAAAGAUCGUUAUAUGCUUCCUCAGGGAUUACUUUGAGAGGGUUCACUGGCCGCUUUUACGGGAGGUAUGCCGCCUACAGUCUUCGUAUCAUAUCAGUAUGUACUAAGAUCUGUAGUGUAAAAGAGCCAGAUUGUUUCAUUACCUCACGCGGAAUAUGGCCUGGUGUUACGCUCGAAGUCGGAUACUCAGAGACGUAUAACAAACUACUACAAGAUGCAGAUAUCAUGCUAGAAGGCUCCCAGGGCAAAAUUCAUCUGGUAAUACUCGUGAAGCUAGUCCCGCCCGGGCCCAGUGAUACGCACUUUGAGUCUGGAUUUGUUGAGCUUCACGAGUAUAACCCUGCAUCCGGGACCAGAAGAAAGAGAGGCCAGAGAAGGACACUUUAUCCAAUUCCGAGAAGCCAUGCUCGGCAGCGUAUCACACUGCAAUGGGAUGAUAUCAUUCGAGACAAUACAGACCUCCUAUUACGCCCAGUAUCAAGUCCACCCCCCCCCUUGAUGCUUGAUGACUUGCGCAGAUGUGUGGAGUUUGGACUUGACCAAGAACUGAAGACUCGAGAGUAUUUAGAAGAGCUCUGAGUUAUUCCUUUUCGUGUUGUAUACUGUUAAUCAGCUUGAGCACUGGUAGUGGUCGUGGC
Messenger RNA from Aspergillus caelatus, 961 nucleotides. RefSeq lists its product as uncharacterized. Bases 81 to 902 code for a protein of 273 amino acids. The transcript has 3 exons. The record is from RefSeq and is a predicted model, not a curated record. Lineage: Eukaryota; Fungi; Ascomycota; Eurotiomycetes; Eurotiales; Aspergillaceae.